AUGCACGCCAAGAGUAUUAUCGUCGCCCUUCUCGGCGUCACGGCCAUCACUGAGGCCACCGCCAUCAGCCGCCCGUAUGACCAGAUAAUGAACCGAAGGGCCACCCGAGCUCUCAACACUCGACAAUUUGGUGGUGGCAGGGGAGGCCAGGGACAGGGUCAAGGUCAGAACAAUGGUCAGAACAAUGGUCAGAAUGCAGGUCAAAACGCUGGUCAGAAGGGAAACGCUGGCAACAACAACGCCAACGCUGGUAACAACAAUGCCAACGCCGGCAAUAACAACAACAAUAACGGAAACAACAAUGCCCAGAAUGGCGGCAACAAUAACGCAGCCUCGUUAACGUUGGAUGCCAAAGCCGUUCAGACUGGCUCGCAGUCAAACGGUAACCCGGAUGCCGCCUCGGGAGAGUCAGCGUCUGCUACCGACAACGCUAACUUCAUCAACUUCUGUUCCGGUCAGACUCUGACAAACGGUCUUCAACAGAAGCAGGGCUCUUGCAACGGUAUUGUGAUGGGUAAAAUUCCUGCGCAGGCCAACAUGGUCUCCAGUGUUCUGAUUAACCCUCAGCACAACGACAACAUCGCAGCGAACAAGGACUUCAACAUUCAGGUCCAAGUCGCCAACUUCCAGGCCGGUACCUUCACUAACGCUGACAACACUUACUACUCUGCGCCCCAGAACCUCAACGGCCAAGGAAACAUCAUCGGUCACACUCACGUUACGGUCCAGGACAUGGGCAAAUCUUUGAACCCUACUCAACCGCUUGACGCUAAGCAGUUCGUCUUCUUCAAGGGUAUCAACGACGCGGGCAACGGAAAGGGUCUUCUAUCAGCUACCGUCACCGGUGGUCUUCCCGCUGGAAACUACCGUGUUUGCACCAUGUUCUCUUCGGCUAACCACCAGCCUGUGCUCAUGCCUGUUGCUCAACGUGGUGCUCAGGAUGACUGCAACAAGUUCACUGUUGGUGGCAAUGGUAACAAUGCCAACGCCGGUAACAACAACAAUGCCAACGCUGGUAACAACAACAACGCCAACGGUGGAAACAAUGCGAACGCUGGAAACAACGCUAACGCGGGUAACAAUGCGAACGCUGGCAAGGCCAAUGGCGGCGCGGCCGCAGGAAAGGGACAAACUGGCAAAGGCCAAAGUAAUAAUUCGAACACAAAUACAAACACUGGCGGUAAUGCUAACGCCGGAACCCAACAGACUAAAAACCUUGGCGGUGCAGCUCCAGCAGUAACAAACUCUGGGGAUGCUAGUCGGCCGUUUGCUGUCAACGGGAACACGUUUGUGAACCAGGCGGCUGCUAAGCAGAGGGCCUGCGAUAUCCAAAACAACGCUUGUAGCGACGCAGCAAAUGCUGGUGCUAGCUUCAAACUUUCCGACUGCCAAGCGCAACAAAAAGCCUGCGCAGCCGCAGCAUAG
Molecule: messenger RNA, 1425 nt
Organism: Annulohypoxylon maeteangense
Lineage: Eukaryota; Fungi; Ascomycota; Sordariomycetes; Xylariales; Hypoxylaceae
Exons: 5
Coding region: 1-1425 (474 amino acids)
Source: RefSeq, a predicted model, not a curated record